Opisthocomus hoazin is the source of this 2289-nucleotide messenger RNA. NCBI's taxonomy places the organism in Eukaryota, Metazoa, Chordata, Aves, Opisthocomiformes, Opisthocomidae. The record is from RefSeq and is a predicted model, not a curated record.
AUGGCGGCAGCUGUUGUCCUGCUGCUUUUUAUUGCCCAGCAGCUGUGGCAUCAGUUUCAUCACUGCUCUGAGCAGCACAUCAGCUCGGGAACUGGAUGUUCGGACCUUUCAGCAGCCCAGAGAAAAUUUGCCCAUUCUCUGAGAGACUUUCAAUUUGAAUUCAUUGGCGAUGCAGAGACAGAUGAUGAAAGAUACAUAGAUGCGUCACUUCGUGAGUUUUCAAACUUUUUAAAAAAUCUGGAAGAACAAAGAGAAAUUUUGGCACUGAGUGUUACUGAAACUCUGAUCAAACCUUUGGAAAGAUUUAGGAAAGAACAGCUAGGAGCUGUAAAGGAGGAAAAGAAGAAGUUUGAUAAAGAGACAGAGAAGAAUUACAGUUUGUUAGAAAAGCAUUUGAGUUUAUCAGCUAAGAAGAAAGAGCUACAAUUACAAGAGGCAGAUAACCAAGUGGAGCAGAACAGAAAACACUUCUACGAGCUGUCCCUCGAGUAUGUAUGCAAGUUGCAAGAGAUACAGGAGCGGAAGAAAUUUGAGUGUGUGGAACCUGUGCUAUCAUUUUUUCAGGGUUUGUUCACUUUCUAUCAUCAGGGUUAUGAACUUGCUAAAGACUUCAAUCAUUACAAAAUGGCUCUGCAGAUAAAUAUACAAAAUACACGAAAUCGUUUUGAAGGAACAAGGUCAGAGGUGGAGGAGCUCAUGAACAAGAUCAGAAGAAAUCCCCAGGAACAUAAAAGAGCAAAUCACUUCACGAUGGAAGGCUAUCUUUAUGUACAGGAAAAAAGGCCUGCUCCCUUUGGUUCCAAUUGGGUAAAGCACUAUUGCACGUAUAGGAAGGAGACUAAGAAGUUCACGAUGGUCCCAUUUGAACACAGAUCAGGAGGGAAAAUUGGUGAUGAGGAACUCUUCGUCCUUACAUAUUGUACCAAAAGAAAUAUAGAUACUAUAGACAGGCGAUUCUGUUUUGACUUAGAAGCUUCAGACAGGCCUGGACUUCCUGUGACCAUGCAGGCGUUUUCUGAGGAGGACAGGAAGCUGUGGAUGGAAGCCUUGGAUGGAAAAGAAGCUCUGUUCAUCAAUUUGAAUAGAACAAAUGCAAAACAAGAGGGAAGUGCACAAUUGGAUAAGAUAGGGUUCGCAGUCAUCAGAAAGUGCAUCAGUGCUGUUGAAACACGAGGUAUAAAUGACCAAGGAUUGUACAGAGUUGUGGGGGUGAGUUCAAAGGUCCAGAGACUUCUGAGCUUGUUGAUGGGUAUGCCUCUAUGCAAUGAAGUUGACCUGGAAAACUCUGUAGAUUGGGAAGUGAAGACAAUUACUAGUGCUAUGAAGCAAUAUCUGCGAAGCCUUCCAGAGCCACUGAUGACAUAUGAGUUGCAUGGAGAAUUCAUCGUUCCUGCCAAAAGCGGGAGUCCUGAAUCUCGAGUUAAUGCUGUUCACUUCUUGGUCCAUAAACUCCCAGAAAAGAACAAAGAGAUGCUGGAAAUUUUGGUCAAACACUUGGCGAAUGUUUCAAAGCAUGCCAAGAGGAACCUAAUGACUGUGGCAAAUCUAGGGGUAGUAUUUGGACCAACCUUAAUGAGGCCCCAGGAGGAAACUGUAGCAGCCAUCAUGGACCUGAAGUUUCAGAAUAUUGUUGUUGAAAUCCUGAUAGAAAAUCACGAGAAGAUUUUCAAAACUCUGCCUGAUGCUACUUUCCCUGAGACGAUCUCUAUGUCAGUAUCUCCUCCAAAUGCCCCACCAAGGCAAUCAAGAAGACAAGGACAGCGUAUUAAGAGGCCUUUGGCUGUGUACAAUCUCUGUCUUGAGCUGGAUGAUGCUGACAGUCACAGCUCUCGCAGAGAAGACACCCCAACUGGGAGCAUGGAUUCUCUUUCUUCCCAGUCUCCAACACCUGCCUUCUCUAGUAGCCCCUCUGGGCUCCUGGACGGAAAUCACCUUAUUAUGGACAGCGGAGAUCUUGCAGGUUGGACAACAAAUCUUCCUGGUCAAAGCCGCCCAUCAAUGGUCUCGUGGAUGAACACACCGUCUGCUAACCCCGCUGCCACAAAUACUGCACCGCCCGCUUUCUUCUUCCCUAACCCUGCCACUGGGAGCGACAGAGCAGUGGAAAGCAUUGCCCACCGAAAAGCAAGAGCAGUAUAUCCAUGUGAAGCAGAACAUAGCUCUGAAUUAUCAUUUCAGAUAGGAGCAAUUUUUGAAGAUGUGCAAUUUUCCAGAGAACCAGGAUGGCUAGAAGGCACGCUAAAUGGCAAGAGAGGACUUAUUCCACAAAAUUAUGUUCAGUUUUUAUAG